AUGAAGGAAGAGCUGGCCAACAAGCAGAGGUGGGUUGAGCCAGAACCGCAAGAGCCUCCGGCGAGCGUGGACUUCAUCAGAAGCCUCCCCGACGAGAUGUUGGUAACCAUCAUAUCCCUCCUCCCCAUCAAAUCUGGCGUGCGGAUAAUUGUCCUCUCCCGGCGGUGGCGCCCCUUCUGGCACUCCACCACCCUUGACCUCAUAGACAAAGAUGAGCUCUACAGCAAGGAGUGCAAACGCUUGGACACAUUGUCCCACAUCCUCGCCAUGCACCCUGGGCCGGUCAGACGCCUUGCCAUCGGCAAGUUCCGUUCCAACUGCAAGGCCGAACCCAGGUUUCAUGACUGGUUCCUAUCACCAGCCCUAGGUCGGCUCGAUGAGCUCAGCUUUCAUGCUGGACAUCCGCGCUCACUGCCGCCAUCCGUGCUCCGCCUCGAACCCACGCUGCGCCGCACUAUGUUCACGCAGUGCCUUUUCCCCCAGAUCGAUGCCGCGCUGAUACGUCUCCAACUGAACACGUCACAGGCCUUGCCUAAAAGAUACUGCCUCCACUACUUCAAGGCAUGGACUAUCGACACCAAUUCCAAGUCGUGGGGCGGCUAG
Messenger RNA from Aegilops tauschii subsp. strangulata, 603 nucleotides. RefSeq names its product putative F-box/FBD/LRR-repeat protein At5g52460. The record is from RefSeq and is a predicted model, not a curated record. Gene Ontology annotation, molecular function: protein binding. Lineage: Eukaryota; Viridiplantae; Streptophyta; Magnoliopsida; Poales; Poaceae.